AUGGUGAAGCAGAAGGGGCGUCAUCUUGAUCCUUUUACGCUUAUGGAUUCAACGCACGAAGAAUACUGUUGUGAUUUUUGUGAGAUGCCCAGGAACCCAAUGCAUCCAAUGCUUCCCAAAAUGUACUUUAAUAGGUGGACUAAUGAAUUGAGAUCAGCCAUUGGAGAGAUAUCUGGCAAGGUAGAUUUUGGAAAUGCCCACGUAAGUGAUUCUGAUUCAGAACAAGAUGAGGAAGCCAUAAAAAGAAGCGGUGUCAUGCAGAACCUCUAA
Messenger RNA from Dovyalis caffra, 270 nucleotides. Lineage: Eukaryota; Viridiplantae; Streptophyta; Magnoliopsida; Malpighiales; Salicaceae. The record is from the annotation of a GenBank genome assembly.